Molecule: messenger RNA, 474 nt
Organism: Cornus florida
Lineage: Eukaryota; Viridiplantae; Streptophyta; Magnoliopsida; Cornales; Cornaceae
Product: protein FAR1-RELATED SEQUENCE 1-like
Exons: 1
Coding region: 1-474 (157 amino acids)
Biological process (GO): regulation of DNA-templated transcription
Molecular function (GO): zinc ion binding
Source: RefSeq, a predicted model, not a curated record
AUGAGUGAAAAUGUUCGGAAGUGCAACGACCUUGGUAAUGGGGUUUUUUCAUAUGAAGUUGCGGUUUAUAAUGAUAACUUCCAUCGGGUCGUCAUAAGGACAAAUGACGACUUAUUAUCAUGUUCAUGUGAAAAAUUUGAAAUGGAGGGUAUCAUGUGCAGCCACACUCUGAAAGUCCUUAAAGAUGUGAUGUAUGCCAGUGAAAUACCCAGCCACUAUAUUUUAAAAAGGUGGACCAGAAAUGGCAAGGACGGUAGGGUGGAAGACAUAAUUGGCAGCGAUGUUAUUACAGAUCCUAGAUUGGAAAUUAGGCGAAGACACAGGAUCCUUUGUCGUUAUCUAACUGAAAUUUCUGCCAUUGCAUCAGUGAGCAAGGAGGGAUUCAACAAUGUUUUGGUACAGGUGAAAAGUUUGAAGAAGAUUGCUCAAGGAGCACAACCUAAUCCCAGGCCUGCAUGUAACCAAACCGCAUGA